UUAAAAAUUAUAACGAAGUUAUAAAGCCACUUAUUCUCUCUAUCUCUCAAGAAUCCUCUUCGCUGUGAAUCUGUUUGAUUGAUUCAGGUAAAUUGCUAAUUCUGUACUGAAUUCUACCAGAGCAUGACUCGAGCAGAGGAAGACGAGAACAUUCAAUUUGCGUGGGGUAAGAAGAGAGGGCUUGGUGGGAAAAAGAAAGACGUACAAUUUUAUGAAUCGUUUACUUAUGAUGGUGUGGAGUAUGCACUCUAUGACUCUGUUUAUUUAUAUACGGAUAGUGACUCCGAGCCUCAUGUUGGUAAAAUCAUAAAAAUAUGGGAGAAUUCAGACAAGACCAAGAAAGUGAAAAUUCUAUGGUUCUUCCGUCCUUGUGAGAUUCUGAACUAUCUCAAUGGCAACAAAGUUUGCCAGAAUGAAUUGUUUUUAGCAUCUGGUGAUGGUACAGGCCUUACAAAUAUUAAUCCUUUGGAGGCAAUUGCGGGAAAGUGCAAUGUUAUAUGCGUUUCAAAGGACAAUAGAAAUCUACAACCUUCACAAGAAGAACUUCAAAAGGCGGACUUCAUAUUUUACCGUGCUUUUGAUGUCGGGCGCAAGAUGAUCUUGGAUAAGAUAGAUGAUAAAAUUGCGCUAGUUGAUGGUAAGUUUUUACUUAACAAACUCCAUAGUCAGAAAUCUAGUGCUGUUACUGAGCGUGAUCCAGUCAAGAAAGAGGACCUUGGAAAUGCUACGGUUGCCGGUGGUACAACACUUUCUUUUGAGAUGACCGCUUCAGGGGAGCAAAAAACUUUGAAGGCAGACAACUGUUUAAUUGAUAUUCUAGCAAAAGAAAAUGGAGAUUCUAAUGUUUUGAUUACACAACGAAGCUUGUCUAAUGACACGAUCACUUUAAAGUCUAAGGAUGAUCCUGUUAAGGGUCACAGUAAAGCUGGUUUAAUUCUUGCCACUGAAGUUCAAGUUGAAGAGGGGGUGGAAGCAACCGAAGAUUCUGUUAGAUUUGCUAAUAGGCCACUAAAAGAUGACAAACAUGAUAGUUCUGUCAAAGCAUCUGAUAGUAACAAGGAGAUAAUUGUGCAGAAAUUAGUUCGUGAUUCUAGCUGCUGUGAUGCUAAGGCCGUAAGUCAAACAGUCACAGCUUUUGAAGACAAAUCUAAACGUAAAUUUGUAAAGGAUCCCCAGGAGACAGAGUUUAUUUCUUCUAAGAGGCCAAAGCUUGAUGAGAAGCUUACAAAGUUUGCCAAUGAAAAUUUGCCUAGAGAAUCUCCUCAAGAUGUCUCGAAUGAUGAUGCUGUUAGGGGUAAUGGUAAAGUUGGUAAAGUUCCUGCCCCUGCCAUAAGUCAAACAGUCACAGCUUUUGAAGACAAAUCUAAACAUAAAUCUGUAAAGGAUCCCCAGGAGACAGAGUUUAUUUCUUCUAAGAGGCCAAAGCUUGAUGAGAAGCUUACAAAGUUUGACAAUGAAAAUUUGCCUAGAGAAUCUCCUCAAGAAGUCUCGAAUGAUGAUGCUGUUAGGGGUAAUGGUAAAGUUGGUAAAGUUCCUGCCCCUGAUGCUCAAAUAAAAAAGAAGUUAAAGGCUGUAGAAGAUUGUAGCAGAUAUCUGCCAUCAAAAAAUGAUGCACUUAAUUAUUCUAUUCAGCCAUCUGACAGUAAUAAAGAGAAAUCUGAUGGUAAUAAAGGGAAAAUUGUGCAGAAAUUAGUACAGGAUUCUCAAUGUUAUGAUGCCAAGCCUACUGGUAAAACUAUUGCUGUUGUAGAGAAAUCUAGACCUCAACUUAUUAAGGAGUCUGAUGAGAAAAAGAUCAUUUCUUCUAAUAAGCCAAAGGUUGAUGGGAAGCCUAUGCAGUUUUCUAAUGGGAAAUUGCCUGGAGAAUCUUCAAGGGAGGCGUGUAAUGAUAUCAGCAAAGCUAGUAGUAAAAUAUUGGAAGUCACUCGAAGACCAGAAGUUGAUAAAAGCAAAUGGUUUUCAGGACUUCCUUGGGAAGAAAGAAUAAAAGCUGCAAAUGAAAGUGGAAGGGUAGUCUUGCUCCAAAAUUUGGAUCCUUCUUACACUGGAGCAGAAGUGGAGGACAUUGUUUGGCAUGCUUUGAAGCAACAUUGCACAGCAAAAAUUAUUCCACGAGUUGAAUACUCUAGCCCGCACUCUGGUCAAGGUUUUGCUAUAUUUAAAACAAAGGAAGCAGCCGAGACAACUAUCACAAAACUUAAUGAAGGUUGCCUUAUGAUGUCGAAUGGGAGGCCUCUGGUUGGAAGUUUUGCAAAACUUACUUUUCGUGGAAAGCCAUCAACGUUUUUUGGUCACAUGUCUUUUGACAAAACUAGACAACAACAAAUGCAACGUGAGAUGAGAGAAGCUGUAUCUACAUCACAUUGUUCUCAACCCAACACAAUUGAGUAUGACAUGGCUUUGGAAUGGUGCUUAAAACAAGAACAAACAAAGCUAGAAUGGAAGAAAUUGUACCAGCGACAUGGAAAAGAGUUGUCAAAACUCAAGGUUGCUAUGAAGUCGAGAUGAGAUGAAAAGAAUGUCUUGUUCUUCUUGGAAAUGAUUCCUUAAAGAUAUAUUUGGGUCAAGGUUAAUCAAGCACCACAACUUACAGUUGGAAGCCGGUGAUGGUGGAUUUUGGCAUUUGACAAAACGGAACCUCGGAAGUUCUUAAAUUUUGACGAUUUCUUCUGCGGAAAAGGAAGUCCUUUUAAUGUACCUGAUGCGGUGGUUUUGUUGGGUACAUUUAGUCAAUUGUCUGUGAACGACGUCUCUUUAUUUAUUUUUCUGUGUUGCCUCCUUGAUGGUAACAGAUGUGUAAAGUAUAUUAAAUGAAACUCAUCGCGAUGACGAUGCUUUUUCUUGGCUCAAGAAAAGAUGUCUAAUCUUACAGCAAUGUUCAUUACGGCGUGGAAGUAUGAAGCUGCAGGUAUCGUUUUGUUCCUA
Molecule: messenger RNA, 2925 nt
Organism: Mercurialis annua (annual mercury)
Lineage: Eukaryota; Viridiplantae; Streptophyta; Magnoliopsida; Malpighiales; Euphorbiaceae
Product: protein ANTI-SILENCING 1
Exons: 12
Coding region: 124-2508 (794 amino acids)
Molecular function (GO): chromatin binding; RNA binding
Source: RefSeq, a predicted model, not a curated record